AUGAAGUGGAGGGAUUAUCAAACACUCCCAAUUCUCAUUUCCAACAGAUGCAUCAAUAAUCUCUAUCAACGCCACCGUCUCUACUUCACUAUCUUCCUCCGCAAGGUACAACCCACUCAAGUACGAGCCUACGCCAGCAGUGGUGGCGCUAGCGGGAGCAAUGGCAGUCGCUCAGAAGGGAAUUCUUUCUUGGUGCCUGGGGCAACUCUGGCAACUAUACUUAUGCUUGGUGCUCUCCAUGCACGCCAUAUAUAUGAAGAUAAGAAGAUUGAAGAGGCAAGGGAAAAAGGAGUUGAUUUGGAGUUCCACCCUGAUGUUAAAGAAUUACCCAUUUGGCUGAGACCAUACAUGUACAAAGCAUGGGCUCGAGCAUUCCAUUCUAACUUAGAAGAAGUUGGUCUGCCUUUGGAAGAAUAUGCAUCUCUGCGGGAGUUUUUUGUUCACACAUUGAAAGAAGGAUCAAGAACUAUUGAUUCUGACCCUUACUGUCUGGUCAGUCCUGUAGAUGGCAUUGUUUUGAGAUUUGGUGAAUUGCGAGGAGCAGGGGCCAUGAUUGAGCAAGUGAAAGGAUUUUCUUAUUCAGCUUAUUCUCUUCUCGGUGCAAACUCGUUUCUUCCGAUGAUUGCUGCAGAGUAUGCAAGGGAAGAAAAUGGUGAGGAAGAGAACACUAUGAGAGAUGAGACACAAAGGUCAUGGUGGAGAAUAUCUCUCGCUUCUCCUAAGGUUAGAGAUACAGCAAGCCCAAUGAAAGGCCUCUUUUACUGCGUUAUUUACUUGAAGCCCGGUGACUAUCAUCGGGUACACUCUCCAGUUGAUUGGAACGUUCUUGUUCGUCGUCAUUUUACAGGUCAUCUUUUCCCAAUGAACGAGCGUGCCACAAGAACUAUCAGAAACCUGUACAUUGAAAACGAAAGGGUUGUUCUUGAAGGCCAGUGGGGAGAAGGUUUCAUAGCAUUGGCAGCAAUUGGUGCAACAAAUAUUGGUUCCAUUGAGCUUUAUAUUGAACCAACACUGCGGACAAAUCAGCCCCAAAAGAAACUGCUACAUCCAUUGCCUCCAGAAGAACGGGUUUAUGAGCCUGAAGGGACUGGGAUCAUGCUUAAAAAGGGGGAUGAGAUAGCUGGUUUCAACAUGGGAUCAACAGUUGUGCUGGUAUUUCAAGCUCCAAUUUCACAAGCAUCUACAGGAAAAGGUAAUUCCUCGGAAUUUAAGUUUUGCGUAAAGAGAGGUGAAAGAAUCCGUAUGGGAGAAGCACUCGGAAAGUGGCAUGGGUAG
Fraxinus pennsylvanica is the source of this 1275-nucleotide messenger RNA. NCBI's taxonomy places the organism in Eukaryota, Viridiplantae, Streptophyta, Magnoliopsida, Lamiales, Oleaceae. The record is from the annotation of a GenBank genome assembly.